Messenger RNA from Coccomyxa subellipsoidea C-169, 429 nucleotides. RefSeq names its product component of TRAPP complex. Gene Ontology annotation, cellular component: nucleus; cytoplasm; TRAPP complex. The transcript is spliced from 3 exons. Gene Ontology annotation, biological process: endoplasmic reticulum to Golgi vesicle-mediated transport. NCBI's taxonomy places the organism in Eukaryota, Viridiplantae, Chlorophyta, Trebouxiophyceae, Coccomyxaceae. The record is from RefSeq and is a predicted model, not a curated record. Bases 1 to 429 code for a protein of 142 amino acids.
AUGUCAACUACGGUCCUGACUUUCGUCAUAGUAGGACUUGAUGAUCAUCCCAUCUUUGAGGCAGAUCUAGCAGUGAGAGGCGACACAGGGUCGAGGGAUGAUAGGGCGCAGUACCUGCACCAGUUCGUGCUCCAUGCUGCACUAGAUGCUGUGGACGAGCAGCAAUGGCAGGGCCAAAAUAUGAAUCUGGGAGUUGUUGACAAGUUUAACAAUCUACAGGUCUCGGCGUUUGUCACUGCGGCACAGAUCAAGUUCCUCUUGCUGCAUGAUGGCAAGAACGACGACACGAUCAAACUGUUCUUCAGGGAUGUGUAUGAGGUUUACUUAAGGGUGAUCAUGAACCCCUUCUUUAGCCCGAGGUCACACAUCAAGUCCCCUGCUUUCAACCAGAAAGUCAGGUCAUUGGCCAGAUCGUACUUCAGAUCCUGA